Molecule: messenger RNA, 692 nt
Organism: Bursaphelenchus xylophilus (pine wood nematode)
Lineage: Eukaryota; Metazoa; Nematoda; Chromadorea; Rhabditida; Aphelenchoididae
Source: the annotation of a GenBank genome assembly
AUGCCGACCUUUGACUGUCCACCACCAUUCGACGAGUAUUACUGCCUCAACGGCGGGCGUUGCUUGGCCGAUUCCACCAGCGAAGGAGGGUUCGCACCGUUCUGUCAAUGUCAAGUCAACUUCUCCGGCCCGCGAUGUCAGAACACGUUGAAUCCCAACGUCUACGGGUUCGCAACAGUCGGAUUGGACUCACCAGUUAGACAGUACAUGGUAUUGUCGAUGUUGUUGGUCGCGUUUAUAAUCGUCUCGAUGGGGUGCCUUUGGUAUUUAUGUAGAAGGUAAGUUUUUGAUGUUUUUCUGUUGAUUUUUAGGUGGAAGCAUGGAGUAAGAGGGCUACAGAGGAAAGAAGAGGGUGUGUUCUUUUAGCUACGGUGGUUUUUGGCAGUAAUUUUGAGAAAAGAAAAAUCCUUUCCCAAAUUUUUGAGUAUUGUACCUAAAAUAAGAUGAAAAUUGUUGAAUACAUCAAACAUGUGCUCUUUUUUGCCGGUUUUUUGUUUGAUUCAGCUGUAACAUUCUCUUUUCUUCCUUUGACAACUAUUUUGACUUACGUUUCAUUUUGAUUUUCCCUCAAUUUACCUUCUUCUUGCAGCAGAGAUCGACAAGACAACGAGACAGUAACAUUCAUCAGUACCCGGCCGUUGUCCACGGAUGGAUCAGCUCAAACGUCGAGGUCGUCAGUUUUUACGGUAUAA